UUACCAACUAACAUCACACGUCGUCGAACGCUGUCCGCCAUCGGACGCGAACUCGCGCAGUGACUGACCGAGAAGGUAGAAAACGCGCGAACUGUGUCCUUUUAAAAGCAUAAUAAAAAAAAUAUAAACAAGCGCCUUGUGCCAAGUGCAGUGACUCUGCGUUCUAAAGGAAUUUGUUGUCGGUUUAAUUAUUUUGUUUCCUGGCAACUGUUGCAUUUAAAAUGGCUGCACAGGACGCGGCAAUGUUAGAAAAAUGUGAGGCACCCAAUGGAACAGCGAGUGCAUGUGGCAGCACGGUGAAAUUAAAGCGUGAAUUGGGGCUGUAUUCAGCAGUGAAUCUAAUUCUCGGUGUCAUGAUUGGCUCAGGAAUCUUUGUGUCACCAGCAUCAGCAUUAGAGCAUUCAGGAUCAGUGGCACUGUGUCUAAUUAUAUGGACGAUAUCAGGCAUAAUAUCCUUAUUAGGAGCAUUAUCCUUCGCCGAAUUGGGAACUGUAGUCAAUAAGUCAGGAGCAGAAUACUCAUAUUUUCAAGAAGCUUUCGGAAAAAUACAUAAGUUUUGGGGUCCAUUACCCUCAUUCAUAUGUGCAUGGAUUUAUGUCGUGAUUCUCAGACCAGCUGAAGUGGCUAUAAUUGUGAUGACGUUUGCUGAAUAUGCAAUACAGCCAUUCACUCAUAAUUUACAAGAAGAUUAUAAGCACAUGGUAAUCAAGUUGGGGUCACUAACAGCAUUACUUAUAAUGACAUACAUAAAUAUAACGAGCGUGAAGCUGUUCGUUAGAGUACAGAAUGUGUUUGGCGUGUGUAAAGUAUUCGCGUGUCUCGUCGUUAUCGGGGGAGGAUUAUACGAGAUCGCUAGAGGUAACACAGAGAACUUGAAGAAAGGCUUCGAAGGCAGCACGACGAGCCCGGGCGGCAUUGCUCUGGCCCUCUACUCGGGGCUGUGGGCGUACGAUGGCUGGAACAGCGUGACAGUCGUCACCGAGGAGAUCAUCAACCCUUCCGUGAACGUUCCACUGAGCAUAUCGAUCGCGGUGCCGCUGAUCACCGCUCUGUAUGUCUGCAUGAACGUCGCCUACAUGACGGUGCUGAGCUACGCGGAGAUGAUCUCGGUGCCGGCGGUGGCGGUUGCGUUCGGCGCGCGGGUGCUAGGACCGGCCAGCUUCCUCAUACCGCUCGGCGUCGCAAUCGCCACCUUCGGGUGCGCUAUGAGCGUACAGUUCGGUAUCACCAGAGUGUGCUACACAGCUGCACGGGGCGGUCACAUGUUAGAAGUAUUUUCCUAUGUAAAUAUAAAGCGACUAACACCGGCGCCAGCGGUCGCCUUUCAGGCAAUCCUAACAUCCAUAUUCAUUUUAGUUGGCAACAUUCGAACCCUUAUAGAAUUUGCUAGUUGGUUCCUGUGGUUUUUCUAUGGGCUUGGCAUGGUGGCACUACUGGUCCUAAGAAAGACACAAGCGCACAAGCACCGGCCCUACAAAGUGCCGACUGCGGUGCCCUGCUUUGUGUUGCUAUUAGCAAUAUUCCUGUCAGUGUUCCCAAUUGUGCACGACCCGUCAAUUAAAUAUUUAAUAGCAGUCGGAUUAAUGGUAAUAGGAAUAUUUGUAUACACAAUAUUUGUGUAUUAUAAGAAAACGCCUACAUAUAUUUUAAGCAAGUUCACAUUUGUUACACAAGUACUAUUCGAGAGCGUCCCGCCAAGCGGCAAUCGUCAAGACUGAUCUAAUUUAAUAUUGCAUGACAUAUCCAUAGCUUAGAUUAUAUAGACAGAAUGUCAAGUCUUAAAAACGGGUCAACUUUUUGUCAGCUAAUUGUCAAAUUAGCUCUUUUUUUUAUUAGUGUUCUAUAUACUUACGUACAUGACGUAUUUAUAUUUAAUUAUUUAAUAAAUAGAGUAUUUUCGCAUUAAAAAAGUGCAAAAAUUUGUUAAACAAAAAUAGAAUUAAUUAUCAUAGGCAAGUAUCUCCAAUUUUAAACAUACAUACUAUUAUAAAUAUUCACAUUUCAUUCAAAAGAAUUCGCGCCAUAUUUUAGUGUUGCAAGUAUCUGAAAAAAAUUCUCCAUAAUUGAAUUUAUAAUCCCGAAAAGAGGUAGAUUAUUUUCAAUAUGAAUUGAAUUAUUUUUAAUUAUAAUUCUUAUGUAUAUACUAUUUUCUAACAUAAUAUAAGUAUAAUAUAUAUAUGUAGGUAUGUACAUAGAGAUAUUAUUGAGUAUUAUGUAGACUAUUCAUUAUUAUUCAUAUCCACAUUAACUUUUUAUUAUUUAAAAAAUUGUGCUUUGUUAUUUGACAGAUUGGAUUCAAAAUAGAUUUCGGAGGAUUCCUAUAUAUAUCAAAUAUAGAUUUGGUAUCAGAAUUAAUUAAAAUGGCCGUCAUUUUUAUUAUUUUAUCGAAUGCUUUCAAAACCAAUAUCUUAGAAUACCUAUACACUUCAAAUAUAAAUCGCGUCUCAGAAUUAAUCAAAAUGACCGCCAUUUGACCAAUUCGACAAAAUCGAUAUCUGAGGAUCCGUGUACACUUUAAAUGGAUCCGGUGCAUAAAAUUAAAAUGGUAUUCACUUCCAUUAAUCUGACACCAAUGCAUUUUUUAAAUCUACAAAGAUUCUAAGAUAUUCAUUUUUUAAAAAAUCGGUUAAAAGAAACUAUCAAAGCGGUCGUUACUUUUAGUGAAAUUAUCCGUCUAUAUUUGAAAUAUACAUGGAUCCAUAAAUACCAAUUUCUGUAGUUUAUUAUUAUGAAGUUCUGUCUACUGCAUUCUUUGAAAUAUAAUAAUAAUAAAUAAGUAGUAUGAUUAUACAUGUAAAUAAAGUCAAAUAUUGUAAAGGAUUAAUUAAUCCUAAUUAAACAAUAAAUAAAUAAUAAGAAAUCUUAAAUUAAUAAUUUCUAACCUGGUAACCUUAUCACUGGUAAAAAAAAAAUAGAGGGCAAAGGAAGAAAAAUAAUUAUAUGAUACGGAUGAAAACACUAGGUGUUAUGUCGUAUAUAGAGCUCAAAUAUAUGGCCCGGAAUAGAGCUGACUGGAAAAAAAAACAUGAAUUAGUUGCGCCUACAAGAGGAAACUCUGAAAUUAAAAAUAGAAGAACCUUAUCACGCACAGUUAUAUUAAAAAGUUGACCCGCUUUUAUCGAAGCAUUUGUAUGAAGAAUAUGUAUAUAUUCUAAGGUCAUAUCAUUUGUAAAUAUUGAUGAAAUAAUUAUAAGUUAUUUUUACUAUA
This is a messenger RNA of Galleria mellonella (greater wax moth), 3208 nucleotides long. Its product is annotated as b(0,+)-type amino acid transporter 1-like. Gene Ontology annotation, biological process: amino acid transmembrane transport. Bases 222 to 1718 code for a protein of 498 amino acids. The record is from RefSeq and is a predicted model, not a curated record. Gene Ontology annotation, molecular function: L-amino acid transmembrane transporter activity. NCBI's taxonomy places the organism in Eukaryota, Metazoa, Arthropoda, Insecta, Lepidoptera, Pyralidae. The transcript is spliced from 9 exons. Gene Ontology annotation, cellular component: membrane.